ACUAAGCUUAAGCUCAUUAAAUAAUUUUCUCUUUAACCACCCACUGUUGAAAAGCUUCGGGCGCAAAUUAAAUCCGCAAUUUCAUUGUAAGUGGCGCUCUUUAAUUGGGAAACUACAGAAUACAAUAUACUUAAAACGUAUACGAUUUAUAUUGUAGAAAAUGAAAAUGUUAAACAGGGAUUAAAAUAAAAUACGUUUUACUAAGAACAGCAACUGAUUCAAAUUGAACAAAAUUGUGAAAUGUAAUAGCAUAAGUAGACAUAAAAGUAGUAGAGUACGGGAAAUUUAAGAUUCAGUAAUUUAAAGCUGGCGAAGAAGGCAGCUGAAAAUGGCAGCAGCUAAAAAAAUGCUUACUGUUAUCAAUUUCUUUAUGAUCAUGAAGCUGAUUGCAGCAUAUCCACACCCAUAUUACAAAGCAAAUGGCAACACCCUGUAUCCCACAAUUACAUAUGAAUCAAAUAGGUUAAUAACACCCGUUAUGAAAACUGAGAGCAAGUCUUAUGCUGAGAGUACAGCAAAUGACUUGGCGCCCACUUGGCAAUCAACAGCUCAUAAUGAUUUAACCGUUACAAAACACUUGCAAAAAACAGAUGUUUUACAACACACUACAAACCCAAUCGACCAAAGGUUAAAUACCUACACUAAAGCUUUCAUACGUGCUUCACUGAAAGUUUUUCAAAACGAACUGAAAAGUACAACAAACACAGAAAACGCUGAGCUUUUCGGUGUUUUGUUGAAAAUCAAAAAUCUCUACAAACCAGAUGAAGCGCUGUUGACCAAAGGUCUAUAUAAAAUAUUUGAAAUGAUGAACGAAGUCAACGCCGAUUUAACACUAACUGAAAGUGAACAAACUUGGAUGGAGACGCUAUUGGAACGCUUCGAACAGAUGUUGCAGCUGGAACAACUGAGCACACCUAUAACGGAUGUAUAUGAGAGUUUAAUCAUCGAGAAUGAUAUUGAGCAGAAUUUUGAUGUUGUGAAGAAAUUUUGGUUGAAAAUAUGAAUUACAUUAGAAAUAUUUCUAAAAUUACGUAGAUGUUAAAUAUUUUUUCAUAAAAAUAACAAAAAAUUUUUUUAUUUUUUAUAAAAAAUGUAAUUAAUUAUAUAAUACUAUAUUUUAAUGAAAUUAACAUAUGUAAUCAUAUCACAAUACAUGAUGACCUACAUUGUAUGAUUAUAAUUAAUCAAGUUAUUUACUCAGCAAUACUUCCGGAGUCAAGAAUUAGGAUUUGAACCCAAGCUAUAUAAUUUAUAAUCUCACAUCUAGUUUUAUGCACCACCUGUGGUUUCAUGACGAUUACUUAUAAAGAUAGAAUAUACAGAGCUAGAUAUAAUAUUACAAAAAACAGGGUGUUACGAAAUUAUUAAAAUAAAAUCUCGAUUUCUAUUUUGCUUCACACAAAGCGAAAAUAAAUUUACCAUUUGUUCAAA
This is a messenger RNA of Bactrocera oleae (olive fruit fly), 1431 nucleotides long. The record is from RefSeq and is a predicted model, not a curated record. Lineage: Eukaryota; Metazoa; Arthropoda; Insecta; Diptera; Tephritidae.